Messenger RNA from Vitis riparia (riverbank grape), 1102 nucleotides. Its product is annotated as probable carboxylesterase 12. The transcript has a single exon. Gene Ontology annotation, molecular function: hydrolase activity. NCBI's taxonomy places the organism in Eukaryota, Viridiplantae, Streptophyta, Magnoliopsida, Vitales, Vitaceae. Bases 128 to 1033 code for a protein of 301 amino acids. The record is from RefSeq and is a predicted model, not a curated record.
UUUAUUUUCUUUCCUCUGGGCAGCCAAGUUUGACGUACAUAACCCUUUUGCCUUUUGCUCUACCAAUAUAUCCAUAAAUUUGGAUGCUUGGUGUUUCAAGAGGGCACAGAGACAGUUGUGAUCUGCCAUGGAUUCAAGCUGCAGCAGUGAAGUAGAGUUUGAAUGUUUACCCUUGUUCCGAGUCUUUAAAGAUGGCGUUGUGGAAAGACUACGGGGCACAGAAACCGUGCCCCCUUCUGAUGUCCCCCAGAACGGCGUCGUAUCCAAGGACGUCGUGAUUUCGCCUGAAACAGGUCUCUCCGCCCGUCUCUUCCUCCCGAUGACUGCCACCCCCGACCGCAAACUCCCGAUCCUCAUCUACAUCCACGGCGGUGGUUUCGUCAUUGAAUCUCCAUUCUCCCCGCUCUACCACCCCCACGUCGUUUCUCUCGCCUCGGCGGCCAACGUCAUCGCCGUCUCCGUCCACUACCGGAGGCCCCCGGAGCACCCUAUUCCCAUUCCCCACGAUGACACGUGGGACGCUUUUCAGUGGGUCGCUGCUCACUCCAGUGGCCAAGGACCCGAACCCUGGCUCAACCACCACGCCAAAUUCGAUAGAGUCUUCUUCGCCGGCGACAGCGCCGGAGCUAACAUCGCCCACAAUAUGGCGAUGCGAGCUGGAACUACCCAACCUCCUAAUGUAAAGAUUUGUGGGAUAGUUCUGGUUCAUCCCUACUUUGGCAAUAAUGGGCCUGAUAGAUUAUGGAACUACCUAUGCCCAUCUGGGGUUCACAACUCACUGUUUAACCCAGCGGUGGACACAAAGCUAUCAAUCUUGGGAUGCGGAAAGGUGUUGAUAUUUGUGGCCGGAAAAGAUGGGUUGAAAGAUAGGGGUUUUUGUUACUAUGAAGCGGUGAAGAAGAGUGGGUGGGGUGGAGCUGUGGAGAUGGUGGAGAGUGAAGGAGAAGAACACGUCUUCCAUCUCUUCAACCCUGACUGUGACAAGGCUAGGGCUUUGAUACAAAAGUUUGCGUCUUUCAUGAACCAGGACUAGAUCCAAACCUUGGUUUGAGCUUUUGUUUUCUAUCUGCAAACAUGAAAUAAGAAAUGAUGUUGUAGUUAA